Coffea eugenioides is the source of this 2843-nucleotide messenger RNA. RefSeq names its product probable cyclic nucleotide-gated ion channel 5. Gene Ontology annotation, molecular function: protein binding; voltage-gated potassium channel activity. Gene Ontology annotation, biological process: transmembrane transport; potassium ion transport. The transcript has 9 exons. Lineage: Eukaryota; Viridiplantae; Streptophyta; Magnoliopsida; Gentianales; Rubiaceae. The record is from RefSeq and is a predicted model, not a curated record. Bases 380 to 2605 code for a protein of 741 amino acids. Gene Ontology annotation, cellular component: membrane.
AAAAAGCGCCAGAUAUUUACCAAUAAAUUCCAUCUAUACGGAAUAUUUCUUUUUCACUUCAUCACCCUCCUUGCAAUUUCCGAGUCUCCCUGCCCACUUGAUCUUUUACUUCAAGUUAUCUGAAGAUUUGGUAACUGAAAAUAGCUCUGGGAAGGAGAAUUAUUAUACCAUGAUUGUUGGUUGGGAUGAUGUUGUAAAUUGACUUGCACUACAUUAGAGUCAAUCUCGUCCUCUAGUAAAGAAGGGGAAAUGGAUUUCCAGCACAUUUUGCUGCAAAAGCCGUUCUCUCUCUAUGCUAAUGGGAAGUAGUAACCCUAUUGAUUCCAACAGCACGUAUGCCAUGGAACUUAGUGCACAUUAAUGCAUUUGGUACUCUAAGAUGUUUGACCACGCUGCAAAGUCACAGUACAUCGGUGGACAGCGAGAGAAGUUUGUGAGAUUGGAUGACUUGGACUCAACACUGUCAUCGCCAUCUGCUUCAGUGGCUACAAAUAAAUGUGGCUUUGGCAUUGAAGGCAUAGGGCGAGUUGGUUCUUCAACUACGACUACAUCCAAAUCGUUUAAGAGAGGAAUGAAAAAAGGAUCUGAAGGGCUUAAAUCAAUUGGUAGAUCCUUUGGAUUUGGUGUUUCGCGGGCUGUGUUUCCAGAAGAUCUAAAAGUUUCAGAGAAGAAAAUAUUUGAUCCUCAAGCCAAGUUCCUUCUUCGGUGGAAUAGAUUUUUUGUCAUAUCAUGUAUUCUAGCGGUGUCUGUGGAUCCAAUUUUUUUCUACCUUCCAGUUUUUGAUAAUAAAGCAAACUGCCUGGGCAUCCAUCGAUCAUUAGCUAUCAUAGCUACUACGUUGCGUACGGUCAUUGAUGCUUUCUAUCUAAUUCAUAUGGCUCUUCAGUUUCGAACAGCAUUUAUCGCACCAUCAUCUCGAGUUUUUGGGCGAGGAGAACUUGUAAUAGAUCCAGCUCAAAUUGCCAAGCGAUAUGUGUGGUCCUACUUUAUAAUUGAUUUUCUUUCAGUGCUUCCGCUACCUCAGAUUGUUGUGUGGAGAUUUCUCCAGAAAUCCGAAGGUUCAGAUGUCUACACUACAAAACAAGCAUUGCUUGUUAUUAUUAUUCUUCAGUAUAUUCCGAGGUUUAUCCGGGUUUUACCCCUCACUUCAGAGCUGAAACGUACAGCUGGUGUCUUUGCUCAAACUGCCUGGGCUGGUGCUGUAUAUUAUUUGUUGUUAUACAUGCUAGCCAGUCACAUAGUUGGGGCACUCUGGUACUUGUUAUCUGUAGAACGCAAUGACUACUGCUGGCAGAAAGCAUGCAAAACUACUAGACUUGGAAAAUGCGAAACUAAUUUCUUGUACUGCGGCAAUCAGAAUAUGAAAGAUUUUAAUUCUUGGAGCGGUAUCAGCGAAUCAGUGCUAAAUGCAUCUUGUGGAGUGGGUGUUGAAAAUCCACCAUUUGAUUUUGGAAUUUUUGAGCAGGCGUUGUCAUCGGGCAUUGUCUAUUCAAAGAAAUUCAUAUCUAAAUACUGUUACUGCCUUUGGUGGGGGCUACAGAAUUUGAGCACACUUGGCCAGGGGCUUCAAACAAGUACAUAUCCUGGAGAGUCUCUGUUCUCUAUUGCACUUGCAAUAUUUGGCCUUAUUCUCUUUGCACUCUUAAUUGGCAACAUGCAGACCUAUCUCCAGUCUCUUACCAUCCGACUUGAAGAGAUGAGAGUUAAAAGGCGUGACUCAGAGCAAUGGAUGCAUCAUCGCUUACUUCCACAAGAUCUGCGCGAAAGAGUUAGACGAUACGAUCAAUACAAAUGGUUAGAAACACGUGGGGUGGAUGAAGAGAGUUUGGUACAGAGUCUGCCAAAAGAUCUCAGAAGAGACAUAAAGCGCCAUCUUUGUCUGGCUUUGGUGAAGAGGGUUCCUCUCUUUGAGAAUAUGGAUGAGAGAUUGCUUGAUGCUAUUUGUGAGAGGCUGAAGCCCUGCUUGUACACUGAGAAUACUUAUAUUGUUCGAGAGGGAGAUCCAGUCGAUGAAAUGCUUUUUAUCAUACGUGGUCGCCUUGAGAGCGUGACAACUGAUGGUGGAAGAAGUGGAUUUUUCAACCGUAGUUUGUUAAAAGAAGGGGACUUUUGUGGAGAGGAGCUUCUGACAUGGGCACUGGACCCAAAAUCUGGUUCCAACCUGCCAUCUUCCACCCGGACAGUGAAGGCCUUGAUGGAAGUGGAGGCUUUUGCUCUGACGGCUGAUGAGUUGAAAUUUGUAGCUGGUCAAUUUAGGAGGCUUCACUCUAGACAAGUUCAACACACAUUUCGAUUUUACUCACAGCAAUGGAGGACUUGGGCUGCGUGUUUUAUUCAAGCAGCUUGGCGCCGCUACUGCAAAAGGAAGCUUAUGGAACUUAGAAGAAAGGAAGAAGAAGAAGAAGAAGCAGCAGCGGCAGCAGCAGCUGGGGGCAGCAAUAACGCCGGCGGAGGUUCAUAUAGCCUCGGCGCAACCUUUUUGGCAUCUAGAUUCGCAGCUAAUGCACUUCGUGGUGUCCAUCGGAACAGGAACCUGAGGAGUGCAAGGGAGUUGAUGAAAUUACAGAAGCCACCAGAACCUGAUUUCACUGCUGAUGCAGAUUAAGUUGUUAGUCUGACUGACUCAAUUGGUUAUUACCUCAGGUCCUAAGUACUGACCUUGCAAGCUCGUAAGGGCUAAACAUUGUAUAAUAUGCAAAUAUCACAGGAGUGUUACCGUUAUUGGAACUCCCAACUUAUUUUGUAUUUAGAUAUGCUUGAAGUGACACUAUUUUCAUCUUACCUGUCUUCUUCUAGAGCUUUGAGAAAGGAGAAGUAAUGUGCAUUUUGGGCUUCUUUCUUUU